AUGGCGGAGUCUGGGGAGACGCCAGCUGCUACCAAAGGAGAAGUAACAUGCCAGCAGACUGAUUGGAGCAUGCCAUCCCCGGGAGUAAAGGGUGCACGGGAGCGGGCCAAAAAGAGUGAACCAGGAGCUGGAGCUGGCAAGAAAGGCAUGAAGGGCCCGUGGACUACAGAGCCUCCGAAGCCAGGCUGGGCUUUGACUCAGGAGAGGCUGGCGGCCAUGAUCCCCAAACAACGCCACCGCCACCUGCUCUUUGGAGACCUGCUCGACGACGCAGGCGCGGCUGCCUCCAUCUUUCCACGAGAGUCAGUGGAGAUACCCUACUGCAUGCCUGACCCGCGCAUUUGGACGCAGGCAUUUGAACUACCAGCUGAGCGUCAGAAUCGGCUUCUGGGCGUUCUCAAGGCCGCAGAAGCCCGCGGCCGAGUCCGCGCGCUGAGGUUGCGCUACACCCGAAUGCGGGCAGAGGAAAUCGCUCUCCUGAUCCAGAAGCAGGGUUCCGCACGCUCCGCCAUCCGGCUAGAACUGUUCCUACCACCCCAACUGAAGCCCACGAAGAUCCCCGAUCCUCUGGGCCGUCAAGAGGUGCGGGCAAAACCGAAGACAGGUGGGAGUGGUGGAAGGGCCCCGUGCCUCAUCACACACUGACCCUAACCCCUUUCUCCCCAGCGGAGGCGUGUUGAGACAAUCCUGGAAGAGGCUGUAGAUGGCAGCAUCUUCCCACGAUGACUGCGACCUUGG
Messenger RNA from Onychomys torridus (southern grasshopper mouse), 738 nucleotides. RefSeq names its product LKAAEAR motif containing 1 (gene Lkaaear1). NCBI's taxonomy places the organism in Eukaryota, Metazoa, Chordata, Mammalia, Rodentia, Cricetidae. The record is from RefSeq and is a predicted model, not a curated record.